Messenger RNA from Elephantulus edwardii (Cape elephant shrew), 246 nucleotides. It is a transcript of the gene SPRR2D, whose product is annotated as small proline-rich protein 2D. Bases 1 to 246 code for a protein of 81 amino acids. The transcript has a single exon. The record is from RefSeq and is a predicted model, not a curated record. Lineage: Eukaryota; Metazoa; Chordata; Mammalia; Macroscelidea; Macroscelididae. Gene Ontology annotation, cellular component: cornified envelope.
AUGUCUUACCAGCAGCAGCAGUGCAAGCAGCCCUGUCAGGCCCCACCUGUGGUGUGCCCUCCAAAGUGCCCUGAGCCAUGCAAACCAGCCAACUGUCCUGAGCCAUGCCCAACUCCAAAGUGUCCUGAGCCGUGCCCAACUCCAAAGUGCCCUGAGCCGUGUCCUCCUGUGCAGUGCCAGCAGAAAUGUCCUCCUGUGCAACCACCUCAACCCUGCCAGCAGAAGUGUCCACCCAAGAGCAAGUGA